Saccharomyces kudriavzevii IFO 1802 is the source of this 1176-nucleotide messenger RNA. It is a transcript of the gene CCL1, whose product is annotated as TFIIH complex kinase subunit CCL1. Bases 1 to 1176 code for a protein of 391 amino acids. Gene Ontology annotation, molecular function: cyclin-dependent protein serine/threonine kinase regulator activity. NCBI's taxonomy places the organism in Eukaryota, Fungi, Ascomycota, Saccharomycetes, Saccharomycetales, Saccharomycetaceae. The transcript has a single exon. Gene Ontology annotation, cellular component: nucleus; transcription factor TFIIK complex. Gene Ontology annotation, biological process: regulation of cyclin-dependent protein serine/threonine kinase activity; DNA-templated transcription; regulation of transcription by RNA polymerase II. The record is from RefSeq and is a predicted model, not a curated record.
AUGACAGAUAUCCAAACAGAUGAAAAGGGUGCUUCGAAUCCUGCCACUUCGAGUGCAGCAGAAAAGGAAAAAGAGACACCAUCCACAUCACCUGCUGAGAAAAAUAAGCCACCAAAUUACAAAAGGAUAUCGGACGAUGAUAUAUAUAGGCACUCUUCCCAGUAUAGAAUGUGGUCGUACACUAGGGAGCAACUUCAGGAAAAAAGGAUAGAUACAAAUGCUCGAGCGGUAGCCUACAUUGAAGAGAAUUUAUUAAAAUUUAGAGAAGCGCACGAUCUAGCAGAGGAAGAAAUGAAGGUACUAGAGGCAAAGGCUAUACCUUUGACAAUGGAGGAAGAGCUGAAUUUAGUGAACUUCUAUGCAAAGAAAGUUCAGGUAAUAGCCCAGCAUUUGAAUUUGCCAACUGAAGUUGUCGCUACCUCGAUAUCAUUUUUUAGACGUUUUUUCUUGGAGAAUUCGGUUAUGCAGAUUGAUCCUAAAAGUAUUGUGCAUACCACAAUAUUUUUGGCCUGUAAAUCAGAGAACUACUUCAUUAGUGUAGAUUCAUUUGCCCAAAAGGCUAAAUCAAAUAGAGAAAGCAUUCUCAAAUUUGAGUUUAAGCUGCUAGAAUCAUUGAAAUUUUCACUAUUGAACCAUCACCCUUACAAACCGCUCCAUGGGUUCUUCUUAGAUAUUCAAAAUAUUCUUUAUGGGAAGGUAGAUUUAAAUUAUAUGGGCCAAAUAUACGAUAGAUGCAAAAAAAGAAUAAGCGGAGCAUUAUUAUCCGAUGUCGUGUAUUUUUAUACUCCUCCUCAAAUAACGCUAGCGGCACUUUUGAUUGAGGACGAAGCUUUGGUCACAAGGUAUUUAGAAAUGAAAUUUCCCAAUGUGGAAGGUAUCCAGGAACCAGAAGCAAAAAACAUGACGAAAGAAGCUCAGAAUGAUACUAGCAAGACAGAGAAAGACAAGAAGCAAAACACGAAAGAUGAAAAAUCUUCAAUAGAUGCUGUAAAGUUGUUGGCUGUGAUACGCGAGUGCAAAGACCUUAUUGAAGAGCCCAAUCCCCUAAGUACUGAAGACGCGAAGAGAAUCGCAGCAAAAAAUUAUUAUUGUCAAAAUCCAUCAAGCCUAGUCCAAAAAUUGAAAAGAAAAAUGAAUGAAGAUACUUCCACAGCUGAGAAAAGACAAAAGAUAUAA